AUGGGUUUACUCGACCAGCUUUGGGACGACACGGUCGCGGGCCCCCAGCCCGACACCGGCCUCGGCAAACUCCGGAAACACUCGACCUUUAGCUUCCGACCAAACUCCGGCAAGGAAUCAGAGGUUAUGAACGGUGGAAGAUCCAUCGGAGAGGAAGCCGGCGGAGACGCGGUGAGGGUGACGAGAAGCAUAAUGAUCGUGAAGCCGCCGCAGGCCGAUCAGAAGGACUCGCCGCCUGUUUCUCCGGCGGGCUCAACUCCACCGGUAUCCCCCUUUGCCGGUGCCGGAGGGAAGGAAGCUUUCCGGUUCCGUAGGAGAUCGGCAUCGUUUGCGUACGAGAAGGCUAAUGGAGUGGGACCCAGAAGCCCUCCUCCUCCUUACGACCUUUGA
Messenger RNA from Striga hermonthica, 390 nucleotides. NCBI's taxonomy places the organism in Eukaryota, Viridiplantae, Streptophyta, Magnoliopsida, Lamiales, Orobanchaceae. The record is from the annotation of a GenBank genome assembly.